AUGAUGCUAUCCACCGAGAAAGAUGAAGCAGAAGAAGUAGACGACCUGAACAACAGCACGGACGACCGCAUGUACGCCCGUCUCGCCUCUCUCGAAGUCGAUCGAUCCAUCUUACUCGAAGCGUUUUUGAUUUCCAAUUGGGGAAACCGAGAGGUGUUAAGAUUACCUGCGAACGCGGAAACGGUGAAAGAUAUCGAUUUCGCACGCGUGGACGUGCCGAAAAUGAUGAACAGUUGCGAGAAUGGGAUUCCGUUUGAUUUGAGCAUGUGCGGGAGCUCGUUUUACGGUGCGGGUUUGCCGUUGAAAGAGAGCAGAGGAGGAGGAGAAAAAGACGUGCCUUUCUCGAGCAAAGGCAACGAACAGGAGGAGGGGGAGAUGGAAGAGCCGAAGACGACGACGACGGCGACGAAACCGCCACCACCCGAAAAAAGAGGAACAGAGAGUACCAGUUGGAACGCGAAGAACGACAACGAUCAACAAAAUAAUGGAAUAAGGAGAGAUGAUGUCGGUAACGACGUCGCGAGAGACGACGAGGGGAAUAACAACGACGACGACGAUGAUAGCACCGCGGAGAACAUACAACAGUUGCGAGAAACUAUACAGAAAGAGUACGAGAAUAAAGCAGACUCACAAGAGGAACAGAAAUUGGACGAUUCGCCGUUGGUGAAGUCUAUGCGCGAACUUGGAGUUGGGUCACCCGCUGCAACCGCGUCGCCGAAAGUAGGGGGAGAGGACGCCGACGAAGGAGAAUUUCCGCGAGAACAAAAAUCGAAAGAAAAUCAGCAACCAGAGCAAGCAUCGACGUCGAGGACUUCGACAGAUAAGAGUAGCAACAAAGAAAAGUUCCAAAUCAUGGAAUUACUUUUAAAAUCGGCGCUGGAUGAUAUUGUUGAACCGACGUUUUCGGCGUUUUCCGAGUCUGAUUUUGCCGAGCUCGCGUUGGAGGUGUGGUUGUGUCGAACGCCGUCGUGGUCGAAUGAUGCCACAUCGGAAGUCAUUAAAGCUCUAGAUAUAGAUGAGGCAGUAGGGAAGACGAUUGCAAAUAUUGCGACGAAAUGCCAAGGGUACGCACCGAUGGAACCGGAACAGUCGGCGAGGACGCAUUUGAUGUCUAUGAGUUUAGGUAAUGUUCAUCGCGCGACGGACAUUUUGUGUCCAGAGAUUGACUUUUUUACAUCGAGAUCGAUUGCAAUUUGCGAGGUUUUGCGAGCGGCGAAGAAGAUAGAAGACGAGAACUCGACGCACGGGAAAACCAAUCCGUUUUUACCAGCAGGUGGAGGAGGAAAUGGACAGAACGACGACGGACAAAAGCCAGUAUCCAUGUCGCUCAUGCUGCAAGAACUCACGAGAUUCAUCUCCGAAUCGAGAGGAGAUGUUCGAGCGUUUUUUACUUCGCAGGAAGAUUGCGACCAAAUACUCGAAGCUAUCGAGCACGCGCUCGAUAACGUUGACAACGAAUCGCACGGGGCUAAGAUUUCAUCCGCGCAUCCGCCCUCCGUCGCGGCGCGAGCGUAUUACCAACUUUUCAAAACCGCACUCGAUCCUGUUGAAGAGAGAUCGCUCGCGUUCGAUUGCGAGGAUACUCUGAACAUUUUAAAGAGUACCGUUCGCGUCGGGUUAGGUCCGUCCAUCACGGAAGCUGCGCAUAGCGCGUUACUUGUGCUCUUCUUGACUAAAGUUGCCACGAGGACGAAUGAAGACGACGAUUUAGAUACGCUCGAUGUUGACGAAGAGUUUGAGAAGCGCGCAAGUAUUUUGACUCGAGCUGGUACAGAACUCGAGCGAGCGAUUUUCUGUCGCACGGACGGUUACGACUAUGUCGUCGUCUUCAAGAACGAUAAGAUAGCUGCGUCGACUUUGAUGAAAUUGGUGCGUUGGUGCGAAGCCGCAAUUAGCGAUUACAUCUUCGAUGUUUCUCCUCCAGCUGAUUUCAAGGUCACCGAGCACCCUCUGAACACGUACGAUACCGAAGCUUUCGCUGCGAUACUGCGUUUGUAUCGUUACGUAAUGAUUGCGCUUGGACAGAGCGACGAUGACUUUGAGCACGCUUUGAUGAGGGCGAGCACGGCGAGUGCGAAGAAAUGUUACGAACGCAUUCGCGUACAAGCCAUGGAAAAUGAAGUCUCCUCUGAAAAUUCGAACGAUACUUUGGCGCACAAUCCAGCUGCGGCUGCCGCUCGAGUUCUCGAAGUUAUCGCCUCGGAAGUUUCUAGAAUUGCCGACGAGUACGCCGCGCACGUCGCGCCACGCAUCAAAUCUUGUUUUUUUCCGUCCGAGUACGAAUCGUUCGCCGCGAAGUCAGAUAUUCAGAAAAGACAAGAACGAGCGGACGUGGUCUUCCCACGCGAGCUCGCAAAUUUAUUCGUCGAUGAAUUCACGUGGUGGUUAGAGUCCGAUCCGCCUUUAACGACGGUAAGUUUGCGAGCGUUGUGGGCGAGUGGCGACGCGCAAGCCGCAUUAAGCGUUUGCUGUGACGCGGACGCUUUAAGAAGACACCAAAGAACAUCUAAUAACAAUGAUGGUGUAGCGAUGAUCAGAGCAACCGAUGCUGAUGCGGAACCAAGCGCUACUAAUGCUGCGAGAGACCCGUAUGCGACCUUUCCUCAACUCAACGUAAAGGAAAAAGCCGCGCCGCUCAUUUUUAAAUGGAUCGGUACCAAAAUCGACGAUGCCAACAUUUUUGCCGAGCGCGCAGCGCAAUCUGAAAAAUGGACCAAUGACCGUCGGCAGAAAAAUCAUCCAGCGCAAAGCGCGGUUGAGUUACUCAGACUCGCCAACGAAACUUUAGAAGGGUUUUGGGGUUUGGGUAUUCCGUGUUCGGUCUCGGCGAUUCGCGCAUUAACCGAAGGCCUCGACGGCGCAUUUCAAAGGUACGCCAGCGAGCUCUUAAAAGACGUUGGAGAUGUGAAAGAUGGGGACGAGUUACCGGAGAAACCGCGCCUGACGAGAUAUAAAAAAGAUAUCGUCGACAAGAUGCAACAAGACGCUUUAGAAAGUAUUAAACGGCGUAAAUGGGUAUCAGAAAACGCGCAGUCGUUAGACGCGACAUCUCACUCAUACUGCGCCAAGUUAUCGGCUUUAGAUUUCAUAUUGGAUGAACUAGAGAACGGAUCCAUCGAGCGGGAUCUACCGAACAGAUGGAUUCGCAUGCAGCGCGAUUGCGUGGCGUUAACGAAUGGAUUAGUCGACGAGAACAACAACAUUAACGGCGAAGAAGAUGGUGACCACCAAGACGACUUUGAAGCCUCGAAAUGGCUCGAGGACGUUUUCGCCUCUGCGCGCCAAGCUCUGGCGUCGACUAUUGAUACGCUCUCGAAUUUACUCGCCGCUCGCAUCGUGUUUACGAACAUGAAGGAAAUCUUUCACGACGGUGCCUACGUCACGAAAGAUAAGAGUUUGUCGCGUUUAUCUGUAGUUGUCGUUCCAGCUUUAGACGAUUAUAUGGGAUCGAUUGUGUUUUCCAUAGGUCCCAGAGCCGCCGCGAGGUUGUUAGAAAUCGUCGCUUCGGCCAUGUUGCGCAAAUUUUGCGAGAUGUUCGUUCGAAUAACUUUAGACGGAGGCCCGGGAAGAGCCUUUGAAGUCGCCGACGCGAGAGCCUUUGUUUUAGCGGAUUUGGAAAGUAUACGUGAGACGUUCGAGGCGAAUGGCGAUGGUUUGAGGGAAGAAGACGUGAGAGUAGUGAUGAAAGAAGCCGAGCACAUCGCUGCAACCAUGGCCUCGGAAACCGAUCCGUUGAUUAAAGCAAUAGAAAAUAACGAAGGCGCGAAUCCCACGCAGCAGGAGAUUAUGUUUCGCGUCUUGUGUCAUCGAGCGGAACACGCGGCGUCGAAGUUUUUGAAAAUUAACGCUAAGUUGCCGAAGAAAUAG
Molecule: messenger RNA, 3867 nt
Organism: Bathycoccus prasinos
Lineage: Eukaryota; Viridiplantae; Chlorophyta; Mamiellophyceae; Mamiellales; Bathycoccaceae
Exons: 1
Coding region: 1-3867 (1288 amino acids)
Source: RefSeq, a predicted model, not a curated record